Centruroides sculpturatus (bark scorpion) is the source of this 1285-nucleotide messenger RNA. RefSeq lists its product as uncharacterized. Lineage: Eukaryota; Metazoa; Arthropoda; Arachnida; Scorpiones; Buthidae. The transcript has 7 exons. The record is from RefSeq and is a predicted model, not a curated record. The coding region runs from base 710 to 1285 and encodes 191 amino acids.
UUAGUUUUCUAAUUGGUAGGGCUUCCCCUUUCUUGCUCCCCUAUUAGUCUUCUCACCUGUCUCCAGGUGGAAUUCGAGACCAAUUCCGGUCAGCGAGAAAGGUCUGCCCGGGAUGGUUUAACUGACACCAUCCUCUCUCUUACUAAUAGCGAAAAUAUCAAAGUCCGGCGUCACCGUCUCGACGUCGGUAAACCCGACACCUUGCAAAUAGCUGUUAUUUCUCCGCAUUAAUAAUUCUUUUAAAGUUUUAAAUUUUACAUCCUUUUUUGGUUCGAACUAUUUCCGUGGCUUCACACAGAAGGACUUUCUUUCGUUUUAGAAGGAAGUUCCUGAGGAGAGAUGUUGACUUUGAUAUCAACUCAACAAGGAAGUUCCUCUUCGCUUCUCUCCUCAGAUGGCUCGAAUCGUUUUUAAUUAUUAGACGGAUAAAAUUCUAUAAAUAGGGCCAAACACAAAUGCCCAAUGCUGGAACUGGAAACCGAACUCUCAAGAAAGUUCGUAUCUAAAUGUAGGAAAUAGCGGCAAACCCAGCCAAAGAUUCAGAAAAAGAUAAGGAACCGAAAUGAGAAAAUGAAGUUACCAGAAUUAAUUUUCACCUAUUAACUAAAGAUGUGAUUGCUGAAUUAAUACCAAAAGUUGGACCAAGAUCUGUUUUUCUUACAGAAUUUCGGAAAUUACAGUUCCUUUCAGAUACCCUAAUAAUGUAGAAAUGGAAGCAAAUUUAAAUAAUGCUGAAAAUCAAAAUUACAGAUAUAAUAAUGGAGCGAAAUUGGAAAAGAUGGAUGUUUCUCCUGAAGCUAUGGCUAAUGCUACUGAACCUGAGUUGUCAGUUAAUAACAAUAAAAAUAAUUCACUUAGUUUCACCUUGGUUUCUGAGGAAGAACCUACAAUAAAAAAGGAGCUAAAUUAUGAUUCAGAUAAAAUGGAAUUCAGUGAAUGUACUGAAGACACUGGGGAUAAAAUUUCACAGUCUUCAAAUGCAACUGAAGAUGUUGAACAAACAUUAGAAAUAUAUUCAGAGGAACUGUGGAAUUUUGAUAUAAGAGAGAUUCUUAAAAGGACUAAUUCAGGAAGAGAAGUUUUGCAACUUCUGAAUACACAAAAUCUUACAAAUGAUUACAGGUACAAGUUUACAAGAAUUUUAGUUGCAGAACUUGUAAAGAGAUUUGGACCUUACCCUUCAAGAGAUGUCAAAGAAAAGUUAGCAGCAUCCAUUAUUAAAUAUUUUCCAUUCCUUCAAGAUGAAGAUGGUGGAUAUGUAAGAAGUUUUAUAUGCUUGCUUUAA